CCGUGCGCGCUCCCGAGCGAAGGCGAAUGCGGUAGCCUAGGAAAAAACAAGCGAGCGGCGCCGGAGACACAAGAGGGGCGCAGUUUACCUCCAGCUAACAGGAUCUCAGUUUGGAACGCACAUUUCACGCCCUGCUGGGUUGUGUUACAGCCGGAGACUGCUGAGGAUAUUCACGGACCGAGACAAUAGGAUGCAGUGUAGACUCGACUGUUGACUGGUCUGCAGGCUCUCUGAUUCUCUUGUCCCUGGAGGGGGCCCGAUUUGUGAGGUCCCCACUUGAUCUAAGUUUUUGUCUGGACUACAUGAACAGCCCGCCAUAGGAGUACACGGAUCACCCUUGCUCGCGUUGCUCGGAUCAGCACAGCUCAUCUCCUGACUGAGGAGAGUGCAGCAGCUGCACUCUUUACUGCCAAGUGUUCCCUCCUUGCCCCGUUCACACCGUCCUGUCACCAUGGUGCUUUCACAACGGCAACGAGAUGAACUAAAUCGAGCCAUAGCUGACUAUCUGCGUUCCAAUGGAUAUGAUGGCGCAUAUUCUACUUUCAAGAAGGAAGCUGAAUUAGAUAUGAAUGAAGAAUUGGACAAGAAGUAUGCUGGCCUUUUGGAAAAAAAAUGGACUUCAGUCAUCAGAUUACAAAAGAAGGUUAUGGAACUUGAAUCGAAACUGAAUGAAGCAAAGGAGGAAAUCACCUUGGGUGGACCGGUCAGUCAAAAGCGUGACCCCAAAGAGUGGAUCCCUCGUCCCCCGGAAAGAUAUGCACUAGGUGGCCACCGCAGUCCAGUUACCCGUGUCAUCUUCCACCCAGUCUUCAGUGUGAUGGUUUCUGCUUCAGAGGAUGCAACAAUAAAGGUGUGGGACUAUGAGGCAGGAGACUUUGAACGCACACUUAAAGGCCACACAGAUUCGGUGCAGGACAUCUCUUUUGACCAGACUGGAAAACUGCUUGCAUCCUGCUCUGCAGACAUGACUAUCAAGCUGUGGGAUUUCCAAGGCUUUGAGUGCAUCAGGACCAUGCAUGGACAUGAUCACAAUGUUUCAUCUGUAGCCAUAAUGCCCAAUGGAGAUCACAUAAUUUCCGCCUCGAGGGACAAAACCAUGAAAAUGUGGGAAGUGGCAACUGGUUACUGUGUGAAGACCUUCACAGGCCACAGGGAGUGGGUUCGCAUGGUGCGACCCAACCAGGACGGCACUUUAAUUGCCAGCUGCUCCAAUGACCAGACAGUGCGUGUGUGGGUUGUGGCCAACAAGGAGUGCAAAGCUGAACUGCGGGAGCAUGAGCAUGUGGUGGAGUGCAUCUCCUGGGCACCAGAGAGCGCCUAUCCCACCAUUCUCGAUGCCACAGGCUCUGAGAGCAAGAAGAGUGGUAAGCCAGGCCCCUUCCUGCUGUCUGGCUCCAGAGACAAAACCAUCAAGAUGUGGGAUGUUAGCAUAGGCAUGUGCCUUAUGACGCUGGUUGGCCAUGACAACUGGGUGCGUGGCAUCCUUUUCCACCCUGGAGGCAAGUUUAUUGUGUCCUGUGCAGAUGACAAGACCUUAAGGAUCUGGGACUACAAGAACAAGCGCUGCAUGAAAACCCUGAGUGCCCACGAACACUUUGUUACCUCUUUGGAUUUCCACAAGGCUGCUCCUUACGUGGUCACUGGGAGUGUAGAUCAGACAUUAAAAGUGUGGGAGUGCCGCUGAUUCCAACCUCUGAAGAAUGGACCACCACCACCACCACCCCUGACUGCCCAAUUGCUCUUUGGGAUCCUGCCUCCCUUCUCCCCCACCUUGUCAUUCCAUUGCCCCACCUCACCUAAGCUAAACUUCACCCGCACAUCUUCAUCAUCUUCGGCUGCACCUACUACCACCAUGGUUACUUACCCAUUAUGCCCUGGUCUUAUAACCUUUGCCCCCCCACCCCGCCCCCCUCUUUCCCCUCAUGUAAAUUAUUCCUGGAUGUAGAUCAAGCUAUUAAAUGUUACACAAAAAAGUAUUCUUGCAUGGUAAUCAAAACUUGUAUACUGUAAAUUUGCAUAACGUCUAGAAGUACAAUAGGUUUAACACAGGGCUGGCCGUCUGUCACGCAGCCUUACUGACCACCGAAGGCAGAUGUUUUUGACUGGGUGUAAAAUGUAGGGCACUAAAAAAAUAAUUUAAGAAUUGACAGUGUCUUUAUGUGUAAGAUUAUUUUUGUUUAUUUUUUUAUUUAGAACUUUUUUCUCCUCUACUGUUUCUUUCCCUCCUUUCUGUCUUCGUCUGUUGGUGCCUAGCUUGGUAAAACCUUUGAGAGAUAAGGCAGGAAAAGCAUAUACAAUAAGACUGUCUGCCAGCCUUCGUUAUUGAAAUAAUCUGUAGCUUUAUACCAUCACUUCUCAAGUGUGCAUACCAUUUAUCUCUUCAUGUGGAACUAGGUAAUAUUUUAAUGGUUGUGUAUAUACAAAUGCUUCAAACUGUUCCUGGACCUCGACGGGAUAAACUACAGCUUUGUACUCUUGUCAUGGUGGCACACGAACAAAUAUUAGGCUCCCAUCUGCAAUUUGAGAAUAGCAGUACUAAAAAGUUUCCACUGAAGCUCAAACUAGGCCUGCUUGGUGGAGGCUGUCAGUGUGCACCCUGGUCACAGCAUCACCUGAGCCGAGGUCAGGGAUUCCACAAUUUGUAAAUUCAAGCAUUUGAUAAAGACCCUGCCUGUGUUCUCCUUUGGGAGAUCAUUUGAUGUGACCUUCCUCUGUCCUCCUCAACUGCCGGCCAAUCUAGCCCUGGUAGGGUUUUUGUGUAAUAUAGGAAUUAUGUAUAGACUAAAGAUACUUGGUUGUCUCUUGGCAACUUCUGAAGGCUACAAACAUGAACUCGUUUUAAAAAGGAAAAAAUGAAAAAAGCAAGACGAUGAGCAAAGGUGAGCCCCUGGGUUUGAUACCUGGGAUGUGCAAAGAGAUUGAAUAUCUGAGGGCUGAAUUAAAAGAAAAAAAAUUAAAUCGGUUUUCUGUGAAAAUAUGAACGGGAAAUUUAGCUUGUUAAGCCAUUUGGAAGUUUUGUAAUGUGCAAAAAAGAUGAGCUGGGAAAAAAAAACAGCAAUGUUAGCAGCGGACAUGGUGAAUGGUCUGAUGCUGAUGUUGACUACAAACACGCGCUAUAAUAUGAUCCUCUCCACUGAAAAAACCCACAGACCACCUCAUGUCUUUUUGGAUAACAUGAGAAGACAAAUAUACACACAACCAUUAUUUUACUGUUGUAGGAAAACAAUGGUUUGUACGUCCCUUUGGUCUUUUAAUAAUGACAAAAGACAAAAGUUACUGAUGGUGGUAAUUGCAUAAACCUAUUUUUCCCAAUGCCGUUCUUGAAGAAUUCCAUUGCAUAAAUAAACUUCUUGGCUACUUUGCUGCAUUAUUCUUUUGUGUACUGGAUGUGGUGCUCUGCUGCUGAAGCUCCGGCUAGAGGUGUAAAAAUCACCUAUUGAUAUAGCAUAACACAUAAGGGGGUGAGUUGUCUGAAAAUUAUUUUAGGAAAAGAAAUGCCUUGAUGGACACAAACUGGAAAAAAUAUUGCUUGGUAUGCCUCUGUUAUGGGAGGGACUGAUUUGUUGGGAAUGUGACAUUUUGAAGGCAGUUACUACAAAUUCGAAAGUAUUGUGUCGAGCCGUGAUGUCCCAAAGGAGAUCCACUAUCUUUAAAGGGAAUAUUACAGCUCUCCCUCUGGUGUUCCCCAUACGUUUUGCAUGGUAGGCCUCUUCUAAAGGACUGACUUUCCAGAGUAAAGAUGGGAGUGGCGAUUCUGCAAACUUUGGCAUUUUUAUGCCAAAUUUAACUACAAAGUUCAAGCUGAUGCCAAAAAUUAAGACUGUACAAUCUGGUUUAGCUCAAGACACCAGCCCCAUUUGGUCCAGCAUUGUGACUAAUAAAUAUGCUCACUCCCUCAGGGCCUCACAAUGACAUGUUGGACUGAAAAGCCCUCAUUCCUCCUUUGCUUUUCAAAGAGCGAUGAUCUAUAUUCAAAGGUUGUUCCAACUGUAGGGGGCCCUUUUUCUGAGAAUUUGUGGAACAGAGCUGCUUGUAUUGUAUGCAAGUGUGUCUCCUGUAGACUAAGAUUUUUUGCAAGUCCUAAACAAUCCUUUUCCUCUCUGCUCUGGCUUGUGAGUGGGCCCAUUGAUGAUUUUUUGCUCUGUCCAUCAGGCCUCUUAACAUGCCUGUGAACCUCACUGAGGGCUUCAGACUGCACAACAAGCUCUUACAGGAGAGUUCAUAAUGUUUUUGCCACUAUGGUCUCACUCUACAUUCAACAAACUGUUAACAAUAUACCUGGAUGUCAUUAUUGUUUGCAAUAUAAUAAAAAGAAAUUGCAUAA
This is a messenger RNA of Dunckerocampus dactyliophorus (ringed pipefish), 4324 nucleotides long. It is a transcript of the gene pafah1b1a, whose product is annotated as platelet-activating factor acetylhydrolase 1b, regulatory subunit 1a. The coding region runs from base 452 to 1684 and encodes 410 amino acids. Gene Ontology annotation, biological process: establishment of mitotic spindle orientation; microtubule organizing center organization; nuclear migration. Gene Ontology annotation, molecular function: microtubule plus-end binding; dynein complex binding. Gene Ontology annotation, cellular component: microtubule associated complex; kinetochore; neuronal cell body. The record is from RefSeq and is a predicted model, not a curated record. NCBI's taxonomy places the organism in Eukaryota, Metazoa, Chordata, Actinopteri, Syngnathiformes, Syngnathidae. The transcript is spliced from 11 exons.